AUGAACCGGGACAGAGGAGCAGGACCGGACGGGAUUCAGGCCGUCAUAAAUCGGGACAGAACCGCAGCAGGACACCUGGAGGACCCGGUCCAGACCCCACUGAGCCGGGACAAAGCGGUUCUUCAGGUUCCGAACUGCGGGGACGGACUGCAGACCCUGGUGGGUCCGGACAGUGGGGACAUGCUGGACUCAGCCGGUACCGUGGACAAGCGGAUCUUCUCCGGCUCCGUGUCCGGAGGCAGAGAGGCUCAGGCCGUGGAGAACCACACGGAACCGCCCCCCACCAACCCGGUCUUAGUCCCGCCACAACAGGGCCCCCCCGGACACCGGACCACGUCCUUCUCGGUUCUGGACAUUCUGGACCCGAACAAGUUCACGAGCCGCCGGCAGCAGCUGGGCCUGCGGGGGGAGCGGAGCGAGGAGGCCGGCAGGAGCUGCUGUGGAGCCGAGGACUACCAGGACAAGGAGGCCUUUGUGUACAGAAGCCCAGAUGAGGAGGACUACCACAGACCUGACACUCCAGACUCUGAGGCUGCAGACGGACCAUACAGCAGCGAGGAGAGCAGCUCGGCUCUUCCCACCAAUGGAGACAGAGAGUUGGGCCCGCACGGCCAUCCAGACAACAGAGACACCAAGAGCGGGGGCUCCACUGCGCAGAUCACCAAUGGCCAAAGCAAUGGGGGCCCCGGGGCCAAACCCAAGAGAAAACGCUCUGGUUCUGACUCAAAGUCAGGGAAGCCCCGCAGGGCUCGGACUGCCUUCACCUACGAACAGCUGGUGGCGCUGGAGAACAAGUUCAAGUCCACACGGUACCUGUCUGUGUGUGAGCGCCUGAACCUGGCCCUGUCCCUGUCCCUCACCGAGACCCAGGUCAAGAUCUGGUUCCAGAACCGGCGGACCAAGUGGAAGAAGCAAAACCCCGGAGCCGACACCUCUGCCCCCACCGGAGCAGGAGCAGGCAAUGGGGCAGGUGGAGGAUCAGGAGGAGGCCUGGGGGGUCUCAGUCCUCUCAGCCCAUCCCCCCCAGUCAAUGGGCACCUGGCCAUGCACGCAGGCUACGCGGGCCACCAUCACCCCCCCACAGGGAGCCUGGUCCAGCUGCCGUUCCUGACGGCCAGCCACGUCCUGUCUCCGUUUAUGCUGGGGACACAGAGCUACGCUGCCCCUGCCUUCUACAGCACCCAUCUGUAG
Nematolebias whitei (Rio pearlfish) is the source of this 1191-nucleotide messenger RNA. It is a transcript of the gene nkx1-2b, whose product is annotated as NK1 transcription factor related 2-like,b. Gene Ontology annotation, cellular component: nucleus. Bases 1 to 1191 code for a protein of 396 amino acids. Gene Ontology annotation, molecular function: RNA polymerase II cis-regulatory region sequence-specific DNA binding; DNA-binding transcription factor activity, RNA polymerase II-specific. The transcript has 3 exons. The record is from RefSeq and is a predicted model, not a curated record. Gene Ontology annotation, biological process: regulation of transcription by RNA polymerase II; cell differentiation. Lineage: Eukaryota; Metazoa; Chordata; Actinopteri; Cyprinodontiformes; Rivulidae.